This is a messenger RNA of Salmo salar (Atlantic salmon), 2839 nucleotides long. Its product is annotated as dual specificity testis-specific protein kinase 2. Lineage: Eukaryota; Metazoa; Chordata; Actinopteri; Salmoniformes; Salmonidae. The record is from RefSeq and is a predicted model, not a curated record. Gene Ontology annotation, cellular component: nucleus; cytoplasm. Gene Ontology annotation, biological process: actin cytoskeleton organization; protein phosphorylation. Gene Ontology annotation, molecular function: protein serine/threonine kinase activity; ATP binding.
CAACAGAUAAGGCAUGCAUUUCGUCAUCCUGUUUGGGUUCAGUUUCUGAAAAACAACUGAGACUGACGGUGACAGAUUGAGACUGACGCAUUGAUUGCUCUGUUUGGUCGAGACCUGCAUGAACGCAGUAACAUUUAAAGUGUUGCGGCGCUCGCGCCAUUCUAGUCAUUGCAUCUUCUAUGGGAAAUAUAUAUUUUAAUCUAUUACGCAGCCGAGGAAGUUCAUUGAAGAAAACGCUUGUCUACACAACAGGUUGCCGCACAUUGUUUUAGAGAAUAUGGCAGUAGGUUCAACCGGCCUCACAACCAACCACACCUCCACAUCUGGCUUCUUCACCUGCAAGAACAUCUGAUCAUCUAAAGUCCUUUUGUGGAGAAACUCAUUCUGAUUGGCUGGGCCUAGCUCCCCAGUGGGUGGGCCUGGCUGCCAGACGAGCUGUCCAGGAUGAGGUGUGAAUUAGAGGUGACCCCUGAACCCAGCAGCCCCACGCUGCUCGGAGAGGUAGCAGACACCUACUGCCAGGUGGACCGCUGGCAGAAGCUUCGCACCGCUGUCCGCAAACUGGAAUUCUGGGAAGACUUCAGUGCCGAGCUGAUUGGGAGUGGCUUCUUCUCCAAGGUGUACAAGGUGUCUCACAGCACAACGAGGAAAGUGAUGGUGGUCAAGAUCUAUAAGAACGACGUGGACCAGGACAGCAUCGUACGAGAGAUCAGUCUACUGCAGAAGCUCUCACACCCUAACAUUGUCAGGUAUCUUGGAAUCUGUGUGCGAGAAGAAAAGCUGUACCCAAUACUGGAGUAUGUGAGUGGGGGCUGUCUGGAGGACCUCCUGGCCCAGGAGGACGUGUCUCUGUGUUGGAGGGAGAAGGUGGACCUGGCCUGUGACAUCAGCAGGGGCAUGACCUACCUGCACUACAAGAACAUCUACCACAGAGACCUCAACUCCAAGAACUGUCUGAUACGGGAGACGUCUCGGGGCAGGGAGGCGGUGGUUACAGAUUUUGGCCUGGCCAGGGAGGUAAUGGUGGAGCUGCCAGCUAACGACCCAGAGAGGAAGAUGUCUCUGGUGGGUUCUGCCUUCUGGAUGGCCCCCGAGAUGCUCCGAGGGGAACCCUACGACCGCAAGGUGGAUGUCUUCUCUUUUGGCAUCAUGCUGUGUGAGAUUUUGGGCCGGAUCUCAGCAGAUCCCGAGAUCCUUCCCAGAACACGGGACUAUGGUCUAGACGUUGAGGCCUUCAGUGAGAUGGUCCAGGGUUGUCCACGACGCAUCCUGGAGCUGUCAGCCAACUGCUGUCUGAUGGAUGCGUUUCGGAGACCCUCCUUCUCAGAGCUGCUGGAUGAGUUGGAGGACAUCGCUGAGAGCCUGGAACCCCCUGACUCAAACCUGACCACUGGGUGAGGGGGUGGGGUCACCAUGUACCCCCCUCAGCCCUCCUCCCCCUGAACGGAGGACAAUGUGGACGGCAGCAGGCAGCCACCCCAGUCUUAUACAGCAGAGGCACUUUAUAGUUCAGGUCCGCUCUACAGGAACCAGGUGUAGGGCUCAUAAUGCAGCUCCUCCUGUUGACUCUGUGUGUUUCUCUGAAACAGAACCGGAUCACUGGAAGUUCAACACUCAUCACCCCCCACUGUCUUUCUACAGUAGCUCAGCUAGUGUGGGUCCAUUUGAAAGGGGUGGGGGUCGAAACAAAUAAUUCCCUAAGGAGCAUUUCCUCCUGGCUCUUAAGUUGUAUUAUAUGAUGUUAUUAUUCCACUUUAAGUUAAGGAUGUAGAAAUCCUUAUUUGUAAAUAGUGCAUAAGGAGGACUGUCCAAGUAGUCCUGAUCCGUCUAUUCUCUUCUAUCAUAAUAUCAUCAUUUAAAACAGGGGUUCCCAACCUAGAUCUGCAAUGCUUUAGGCUAGAAACAUGCAGUUAAUUGUCUGAGAAAGACGCAACUCUGAUGCACAUGGGAAUAUCUUUCGUUUGUCUCUGACAUUCAGAAGCUUAGCUACGACCUUCUAAAGUCGAGGAAAUUGGACUGCUUGGGAAGUAAUCUUAUACAAUGUGUGGCUCUGUCGCUAUCAAUUGAUCUAUUCACUUUCUGUAAAAGAGUAUCUAUAAUAAAAUGAUCAUAAUAAAACAUAUUUGGUAGCGGAAUAACAUUUGAGGAAAUCGGGUCUAGACUUUAUUUUCCUUAUCCAUUAUUAUUAAAUAGCCCAUCUAAAAGAUGUCACGAGUCUUCUUAAACUACGUAGAAUUGCAGGAAAUUAGCUUAAAAACAGCUAAAUUUUCCUUGGUCCCUCAAAUGAAACAAAAUCAAGCUGGUAGUCUAUAUUAAAUACACCAUCUCAAUAAACAAUAAUAAAUAAAAAACGGGGAAAGGGGUGUGACAUUUUUCAAAUGUGAAAAAGGCGGUCCUGGGGGUAAAAAGUUGGAAACCCCUGAUUUUAAAAUAACAUUUAUGUAGGACUUCUCCCCCUUUCUUUCAUCAGCCAGUCCAAGUGGUGACACAAUCAAAAAUAAAUCCCUCCCUCUGUUAAAGUAGUCAUCUGAAUGAUGUCAUUUAACAGUGAGGUAAUGGUGGACUGCAGCAGGAUUACAGGAGUCAGGAUUACAUUGCACUAGAAGUGACUGUUACAGUACAUGGCUGAAAUCUAUAGGAUGAAGGAAUUGUGCUACUGUGUGGGUAAGGACCAAACAACACUCUCUUUCUGGUUUCUAACGUCAACACUGUUCUGUUGGAGAUUAACAGAGGUGGCCAGUGUUAGGUACAGUGGGGGAAAAAAGUAUUUCAUCCCCUGCUGAUUUUGUACGUUUGCCCACUUACAAAGAAAUGAUCAGUCUAUAAUUUUAAUGGUAGU